Molecule: messenger RNA, 576 nt
Organism: Xenopus laevis (African clawed frog)
Lineage: Eukaryota; Metazoa; Chordata; Amphibia; Anura; Pipidae
Product: venom peptide SjAPI-2-like
Exons: 4
Coding region: 141-416 (91 amino acids)
Source: RefSeq, a predicted model, not a curated record
AACUCGAAGUUGAACAACCCAUUUAAAAAGGGUAUUUUGUAAUUAUAGAUUGACCAAGAUUCUAAUAGGAUAAUCCUAAAGGACUCCCUAGUAGGGAUGGGCCAAAAUUUUGCCAUGAUAACCACAAAAAAAAAAGAAAAAUGCUGAGAUUGAGCACCAUCUUUCUCGUCUGUGCUCUAGCAUUACAUCCACUUUAUGUCUAUGGAGAUGACGAAAAGCAAAGCUGCCGACCUCAUCAAUUAUGGGACAGAUGUGGAACUGCCUGUCCCUUGAAUUGUCAGAACUUUAGAAAUCCACCCGAGGUCUGCACGAAAAACUGCGUGUCUGGGUGUUUCUGCAAGGAACCUUAUGUCUUUCUACGUGGCACAUCUGGUCUCUGUAUUCUGCCCAGGCAAUGCCCUCCUUAUAAAGAAUAAGGAAAACUCCAGAAGUGCAUAUGUGGCUCUUUAUCAUUAAAAUCUGUUGGUUUAUCAUCUUCACUGUGCUGGACAAAUCUUACCAAAUGUAAAAUGUAAAACGUUUAAUAUGAAACAUCCAUCCUUCCCAGUGAAUGAGUAAAUUUAACACAAAAAAUUA